Molecule: messenger RNA, 1813 nt
Organism: Passer montanus (Eurasian tree sparrow)
Lineage: Eukaryota; Metazoa; Chordata; Aves; Passeriformes; Passeridae
Gene: RUMY1
Product: family with sequence similarity 72 member A
Exons: 4
Coding region: 139-585 (148 amino acids)
Cellular component (GO): cytosol
Source: RefSeq, a predicted model, not a curated record
CGGGACAAGGACAGGAUCGGACCGGAGCGGGACUCACUAGGACAGGACCGGAACAGGAUCAGGACCUGGACCGGGCCAGGAUCGGGACAGGGACAGAUCAGGACCGGGCCGGGGUCGGUACCGGAGCGAGCCCGCCCCAUGUCCGGCGGCGGCCCGUUCGAGGAGCGCUCCGUGAGCGUGCUGUGCUGCCGGUUCUGCCGGCAGGUGCUGAGCUCCCGCGGGAUGCGGGCCGUGCUGCUGGCCGACACCGACACCGACCUCUACUCCACCGACAUCCCGCCCUCGGGAACCGUGGAUUUCAUCGGGAGCUGCUACUUCACUGAGAUCUGCAGGUGCAAGCUGAAGAACAUCGCCUGUUUGAAGUGUGGGAAUGUGGUUGGCUACCACGUGAUCUGUCCCUGCAAGCCCUGCCUGCUGUCCUGCAACAACGGCCACCUCUGGAUGUUCCACAGCCAGGCAGUGUUUGGCAUCACCAGGCUGGACCCUUCUGGUGUGAAUGUGUUGCAGUGGGGCAACCUGCCAGCUCUGGAGGAAAGCGCAGAAGAAGACACGUCCUGCACCUCUGAGGAGGAGUUCAUCAGAUAAAUGUCACCUGCAGGAUCUUCCCUCCACCUGGCUGUUUGCUUUGGGUUUAUUUAAUUUCACCUGCUGGCCCAUCAGACCUUAAACAAUAGGAAAAAAAACCCCAGGAAAUCUGGAAAAAAAUCCAAAGAAAUGGAAUUCUUCUUGUUCUUUCCCUGUAACCUUCCCUGGAUCUGCCUGAGCAGAUACACCUUGGAAAUGCCAGCACCAAGUGCAUUUACUGAGCUCUAUUUUGCUUUUUAUUCCUAACCCUCUACAGCUGAUAAUCCUUCUUUUCUUCUUCCCUAAAGCACUUUUCACAGAGCAAAACCUCUCAGCUGCUCUCAGUUCAAAAGAACUUUCAGGAAUAAUCAGCCGGGUCUGGCAGAGCUGAGCUCUCUGCUCAAAACUCAAAGUUUUCUGCUCUGGCUCUGGGAUCUCCUGCUCUUUGCAGCUUCUCUGCACCUGAGCGUGCUCCUAAAUAUGCACUGGGAAGCCUCUUAGAGCCUUUCCAUCUUUAUUUUUUAAUACUUUCAGGGUUCUGUCUCCACAGAGAUCAAGUUCAUGUUUUUUCUCCUUGAAAAAACCUAAAUGCUGCAGUUUCUUAGCAGAACUUCAAGGCUACACUGGAGUUUUUCUUCAGGGCAACAAUAAAACUCAUCCACUUUCAUAUAUAUAUAUAUAAUUUUUUUUUUCUCCUCUCCAAAACAAAGCAAAAUGAAAUUGGGUCUUUUUAGAGAAAGAAAGGGAAAAAAAAGUUAGAUACUUGGUGUCCAUACCUAAUUUUCCAUCCUGAGGUGCACAGACAAUCUGGUUCUUGUAGGUAAUGAAUUCAAAGGUCAUUUUCUGAGUUGUUAACAAACCAUGAUGUUUAAUUUCUGAACUAAGUGCUGUCCCCUUCAGCUACUCACCUGAAGGCCAGCAAUAAAAAAUUCCAGCUAAAAUCAUGUCAGAGAACAGAGGGCACUUUUAAAUUUGGAUUAAUGCUGAAUAAAUAGCUCUGUAGGCUCCUGUGAUACUUGAAAGGGAUGCAAUGAAUUGUCUCAGUAUUUUUACUGCUCAUUAUAUAUUUCUUAAUUAAUGGUACUACCUCUUCUGCACUGUUUAAAUGUAUAUUUGUGUGUGUGUGUCUUGUUUUGAAUUCCUGUGUUGUGUCUGCCCAGGAAAUAAAAGCUUUGGACUCUGGAGUCUUCAGGGCUGUCAUAAAUAUGGAUGUGUAAUGAUAUCAGAUAAUCAAAACAAUGAAAUAGCA